AUGGGCCGAUGGAUCUCAUUUUGGAUGGGCCAAGACUGGGCCUCACUUUUGAUGGGCCGAGAGAGCUGUGUUAUUUUGUGCAGGCCGAGCAAAGUUGGAAGAACUUGCCCUUCGCCAUGUGAUCUUCUCCCUGCCAAAUCGGAGAUGGUGUUAUUCAGGCCGGUGUGGUGCUCCGGCGAAGUGCCUACUACUGGUGCGAUAAACCUUCUCACGCACUAUGAAUCUGUGGGCUGGGCCCAGUAUAUUAUUUAUGAAGAUAAUCCGGUGGCUGUGAAUGUUCUCUUUCCCUCACCGUCAUCUUCCCGACCAAUCGUCUCAAUAGGUGAAAUUGCCUCAAUUUAUCCGGAAUUUGUCUCUGCUACGAUGGGUUUCCUCACCGCCAUAUGCGAUGAUGACAUCUUUGAUGACCAACCGAGAACCUACACCGGUUUUCUAAGUCUUUCAUGGAUCAAUCCAGCUCUCGGGUCGCUUGUAGAUUUGGGCAUGAAUUGGCUAUGUUUGUUAAAAUAUUCUCCCUCCACAUCGAGCGUGGAGAGACCACCUACCAGUCACUGUGCUUCAUGCAAUCAUUCGACAGAGUUCUUACCUCCCCGGGAGAAUAAUAAGAGAAAACGCGGGGCCAAUGAGUCUCCAAGCAAGAGGCAGCCUGUGGAGAAGAAACGGACAGUAAAAUGUGGAGUUUGCAAAGAACUAGGCCACAAUUCGAGGUUUCAUAAGAAUGAUCAACCAAAGGCUAUUUGUGGACCUUCUGAAACCGCUGUCUUCACUCAAGAUUCUCAAGCCCCUACGAUGACUCAAGAUUCUCAAGCGUAG
Arabis nemorensis is the source of this 813-nucleotide messenger RNA. The record is from the annotation of a GenBank genome assembly. NCBI's taxonomy places the organism in Eukaryota, Viridiplantae, Streptophyta, Magnoliopsida, Brassicales, Brassicaceae.